UGGAGAUUGAUAUUGAUCUGCCGAAACCGCUACAGAGCCCGUACUCUAACUAUCUAACCUCACCGGUAUCGAAAAAGAAACGUAAGCUGAGCACAUCACAGCCAAACAAUCAAAGAACAAAGCGUAGAACACACGAAGACACGGAUAAAGUCGCCCCACCACAGGCACCCCUCACUACACCUGAUAUCAUAAUGGCAACAGAAACACUACACAUGCACGAUACAACAAUGAGAGACACCACCUCUCUAAUUGACAAUGAUAAGAGAGCUAAACAACAGCAGCGUAAAGUCAGGUUUACAAUGGGUCCACGAGCAGAUUGCUUAAAGUGCAAACUUGGUAUUAAAGGCCAUUAUUCACACUUUGAUUAGACAGCACAUAAAUUACAUCACGCAGGCAUUACUAAUAUUAUUUAUACCUUCGCAGAGCUUCAAUAUUCAAUAAAUUCAUAUCUAAGCAUACAUUUACUUUCUCUUACAUCAAACUCGGCGAUACUUGCUCUUCGAUUUCUUUGCUUAACAUUGCACAUAAAUCGGUCGAUGUUUGGACUCCUCUGAGUAUCUUCUAGUGGUCAGGCUGCGUUCAGAGAUAUAUUGCUAAGGCUUACCUUUAAUCCUUGUUCUUUCGUAAUCUCAAUAGCGCGUUCUAUGACAUCUUUGUCGAGGUAUGAUGCGCUAAUUUGUCGUUUAAACAUCGUUGCAAAUGUUUUGAUUUGCUCAGAC
This is a messenger RNA of Wallemia mellicola CBS 633.66, 719 nucleotides long. RefSeq lists its product as hypothetical. Lineage: Eukaryota; Fungi; Basidiomycota; Wallemiomycetes; Wallemiales; Wallemiaceae. The record is from RefSeq and is a predicted model, not a curated record. The coding region runs from base 192 to 368 and encodes 58 amino acids. The transcript is spliced from 2 exons.